AUGAUAAUCUGUGUUAUCACCUUGGCAGAAGCCCAUCCUCUUCUUCAAAAUGGAAAAACAAUUACAAGCAUUAAUUACCAAAUAAGCGCCAACUGCAGCAGACUCCAGAAUAAGGUCUCUGGGAAGUCAAAAAGGGGAGCUCAAUUUUUAACAGAACUUGCUCCCCUGUGCAGGAUCUCUUCAUCAGAUGGAGAAGAAUACACCAUUUACAGUUGUAUACGAGGACGACUGAUAGAAGUGAAUGAAAACAUUCUUAGCAAUCCAGCUAUUCUGCAAGAAAAGCCAUCAACCGAGGGAUACAUUGCAGUGGUUCUACCCAAAUUUGAAGAAAGCAAGAGUGUAACUCAAGGACUUCUAACAAAGAAGGAGUAUGAGGAAGUUUUGUUGAAACGUCUUAAUUCUUCUGAAUGA
Chaetura pelagica (chimney swift) is the source of this 411-nucleotide messenger RNA. RefSeq names its product family with sequence similarity 206, member A (gene ABITRAM). Lineage: Eukaryota; Metazoa; Chordata; Aves; Apodiformes; Apodidae. Gene Ontology annotation, cellular component: nucleus; dendrite; filopodium tip. Gene Ontology annotation, biological process: dendrite morphogenesis; regulation of actin filament polymerization; regulation of filopodium assembly. The transcript is spliced from 5 exons. The record is from RefSeq and is a predicted model, not a curated record. Bases 1 to 411 code for a protein of 136 amino acids. Gene Ontology annotation, molecular function: actin filament binding; actin monomer binding.